Messenger RNA from Saccostrea cuccullata (small rock oyster), 3735 nucleotides. Its product is annotated as aspartyl/asparaginyl beta-hydroxylase-like. The record is from RefSeq and is a predicted model, not a curated record. Gene Ontology annotation, biological process: peptidyl-aspartic acid hydroxylation. NCBI's taxonomy places the organism in Eukaryota, Metazoa, Mollusca, Bivalvia, Ostreida, Ostreidae. Gene Ontology annotation, molecular function: protein binding; peptidyl-aspartic acid 3-dioxygenase activity. Gene Ontology annotation, cellular component: endoplasmic reticulum.
AACAACUUCCGGGUCAGAUGUCAGCCGUACACGUUACAGGUGUUGCACAGUUGCCGGUUUUUUGCGUUUAAUAUUUCCAGAUUUGUUAUCAAUGACGAAGCAAGGAUACUGGGGCAAGAAAAAGAAGAAGGAAAAUGGUAACAAACAAGAAACAAAGCCCGCCAAACAGACACCUAGUACAGGGACUAAGAAGAGGAGGUGUUGUGGUGCAGGAUGUCUGGGUUUUAUCUUCUUUGUGUCAGCUGUGAUUUGUGGAAUCUCACUAUUUUUUGAAAGUAAAGAUUUCCACAAAAAUUUAGAUUAUGUUGCAAGGCUACAUGCUGGGGAUGAAGUUGUGGAUGCCGUUUACUUGAAAGCCUGGAAUAUCUGGGAGAGUGUGGAACCUUACGCAAUGAUAGUACAGGAGAAAGGGAUAGAACUCUUUAACAAGGGGAGAGAACUUUUCUACAGAGCCAAAGAAGGUAUUGAAGAUUUACUAAAAGACAAAAAAGCAGAAGAAGAAAAAGCUCGGAAGGAAAAAUUAGCUACUGAGAAGAGGUUGGAAGAAGAGAGAAGAAAAGCUGAAGAAAAAAGAGUAGCAGAAGAAAAGAGGAAAGCAGAGGAGAAAAGAUUGGCUGAGGAAAAGAGGAAAGAAGAAGAAAGAUUAGCUGAGGAAAAGAGGAAAGCAGAGGAAAAAAGAUUGGCUGAGGAAAAGAGGAAAGCAGAGGAAAAGAGAUUGGCUGAGGAAAAGAGGAAAGCAGAGGAAAAAAGAUUGGCUGAGGAAAAGAGAAAGGCUGAAGAGAAAAGGUUGGCUGAAGAAAAGAAAAAAGAAGAGGAGAAGAGAUUAGCUGAGGAAAAGAGGAAAGAAGAAGAAAGAAAAGCAGAAGAGAAAAGACUGGGAGAAGAAAAGAGAAAGGCUGAAGAAAAAAGGUUAGCAGAGGAGAAAAGAAGCAGAAGAAAAGAAAAGAGGAGAAGCAGAAGAGAAGAAAAGGAAGAAAAAGAAGCAGAAAGAAAGAGCAGAAGAAAAGAAAAAGAGAAGAAAGCAGAAGAGCAAAGAUUGGCAGAGGAGAAAAGAAAAGCGGAAGAGAAGAGGAAAGCAGAAGAAAAAAGAAUUGCAGAGGAAAAAAGAUUAGCUGAGGAGAAGAAAAAAGCAGAGGAAAAAAGGAAGGAGGAAGAAAGAAAAGCAGAGGAAAAGAGAAAGGAGGAGGGAAAAAGAAUUGCAGAAGAAAAGAAAAAGGCAGAGGAGAAAAAGAAAACUGGAGAGAAAAAAAGUGAUGAGGAUAAAGAGAAAGAAGAGAAGAGAAAAGCAAAAGAGGAUAAAAAUGUUGAAGCAGAAGUGAAAAGGUUGGAGGAAGAAUUUAGGAAACAUGAGGAAGAGAGACAAGCUGAGGAGAAGAAGUUGGCAGAGGAAAAGAAAAAAGAGGAAGAGAGGAAGUUGGCAGAGGAAAAGAAAAAAGAGGAAGAGAGGAAAUUGGCAGAGGAAAAGAAAAAAGAGGAAGAGAGGAAAUUGGCAGAGGAAAAGAAAAAGGAAGAAGAGAGGAAAUUGGCAGAGGAAAAGAAAAAAGAGGAAGAGAGGAAAUUGGCAGAGGAAAAGAAAAAGGAGGAAGAAAAAAGACAUGCAGAGGAGAAAAGGAAGUUGGAAGAGCAGCAAAAAGCAAGUGAAAAGAAAAGGCAGGAAAAAAUAGAGGAAGAAGAAAAUGUCAACUAUGAAAAGGCGUCAUAUCCAAAAAGGGACAUAACCAAUGAUGAGGAUUACAUGAUAAGUGACUUGCUUGAUGUUGGAGAUGAUUACAUACAGCAGAAAAUGCUGGAUGAAGCCAAAGAUCAUUUUGAUCAUCUGUUAUCUGAGUAUCCACACAGUCCACGAGCCAUGUACAGCAAAGCCCUCACACUUGAUAGACUGGCUGAGCGAGAGAGGAGCAACAAAUUGCUGGAGGAAUGUAUAGGAAUGUUGCAGAAGACGAUGGAUGCUAAAGAUGCCCCUGACAAAUUGGUGAAACAAGCAGGCUUGAUGCUAGGAGAAAAAUUAACUUUUAGAGGGUGGAUGUCCAAGGCAGCCAGUACAUAUGAGAGUCUGGUCAACAAGUUCCCCUCAGACCUCAGUCUCAGAAAUAAGCUGGGUGUGGCCUACAUGAUGAUGGGGCAGAAUGAGAAAGCCAGAAGAGUGUUCUCUGAUGUUCUCCAAACAGAUAAAAGUGACCCUUUUGCUCGGGUCCAUCUUGGAUUCAUUGUCAAGGUCACUGACAACAACCCUAAAGAGGGAAUUACCCUUCUGAGGGCCGUUAUGGAGAGUAACAAUAAAGACAUACAAGAAGGGAAGUUCUAUUUCCAUCUCGGAGAUGCAUACCAGAGACUGAACCAAACAGACAAGGCAUAUGAAGUAUAUGAGAGAGGAGUGAAGAAGAAGUUGUUUCUGUCUAAGUAUCAGCGCUCUCUAUAUAACUGUGAUGGGGUUAAGGGACAACCUUGGUGGAAGCCAGAGGAAACAGGUUAUCAGCAGUAUCUCAAGAUCCUGACUGACAAUUGGAAACUGAUUAGAGAUGAGGGACUAAAACAGAUUGAUCCCAAAUCAGGCAGCUUUAUUCCAGAGGAGGAGAAUUUACUGGAUAAAGGGCAGUGGAUGCAGUUUACACUGUAUGCUAGAGGUAAGAAGAAUGAAAAAAAUUGUGCCAAAGUUCCCAGAGUGUGUGAACUUAUUGACCGCAUUCCAGCAGCAAAGUCCUGUGUCAGAGGACAGGUUAAAUACUCGCUGAUGAAGCCUGGAGUACACGUGUGGCCUCACUGUGGACCAACAAACUGCAGAAUCCGAGCCCAUUUAGGACUAGUCAUACCCGAGGGUCCAAAGAUCAGAGUGGCCGAUGACACAAGGACGUGGAAGGAGGGCAAGUUCAUUAUCAUUGACGAUUCCUUUGAACAUGAAGUCUGGCACACAGGAACCAAGGAUCGUCUCAUCUUGAUUGUGGAUUUUUGGCAUCCAGAUCUCGACGAAAAAACAAGGAGAACAUUGGAUCCUAUAUGAGUUAAGGAGAGUGCUUCUAGGAUUUUGUUAAUUAAUGAAUUAGCUUUUUAAAAAAAAAAAUUACAUAAAGAAUUUGUCUUCUGUCCGAAAAUCUGUUGUUUAUUAAUUUGGUUAUGAAAAUAUGGUGGAGGUUUAUAUGGAAAAGAAUUUAGAUGAAGUGUGUGAUACUAUGUGUAUGCAUGUGCAAAUUAUUUACUGUAAGUUUGUGUGGACAGAGGCAUAGUUAAAAUGAAAAUUGUGUGUUUGUAAGAUAACAGUGAAGAAUGAUGUUUAAAAGCCUUAUUAUAAAAAUAGUUUAGUACUUUAGUAAGUUAUAUAAACGAUAGUAAAAAUAUGAUAUCCGGAUUGUGAAUCAAAACUGUUGAUCAUUUGAAAGAAGUUCAGUGUGUUUUUAACUGUUUUAGAAAUGCAGCCUUUUACUAUGCAGUGAAAAAAAAAUGACUUGCUCUUUAAUAUAUUGUUGAAAAUGAAAAAAGAGAAUGUAACCCUCAUCAAUUUUCAGUGACUAGAACUCAUAAAAAUAUUUGUCUUAAUAAAAAGUGGCUGAGUGCUUCAACCGAUGCAAACAUAGUCUUUUUCAAUUUUCACCACCAUCACACAUUUCAAAGGGAAAUAAAUGUGAUCUCAAAAUUUACUAAAAUAUUAUGCAAUGUGUAUAAAAAGUGUACAUAAAUACUUGACAUCAUGUUUUAUAAAUGCAUUGCACAGAUCACAUGAUUAUGACAAAUACCUAUACA